Messenger RNA from Syzygium oleosum, 854 nucleotides. RefSeq names its product signal peptidase complex subunit 3B-like. Gene Ontology annotation, cellular component: membrane; signal peptidase complex. The record is from RefSeq and is a predicted model, not a curated record. The coding region runs from base 114 to 617 and encodes 167 amino acids. Gene Ontology annotation, biological process: protein targeting to ER. The transcript has 6 exons. Lineage: Eukaryota; Viridiplantae; Streptophyta; Magnoliopsida; Myrtales; Myrtaceae.
AUUGCCCUCGCACGUUGCUCCUCGGAGUAAAAACCCGAGCUUUGCUCGAAAUCUUUCGAUCGAGACUGCGACAGAUCGCGAGAGAGAGAGAGAGAGAGAGAGAGAGAGAGAGGAUGCACACAUUUGGGUACAGAGCGAACGCUCUGUUGACUCUGGGAGUCACCAUCUUGGCACUGAUGUGCGCCAUGGCUUCUUUCUCCGACAAUUUCAACCUUCCCUCUCCCUCGGCCCGUGUUGAGGUGCUCAAUGUCAAUUGGUUUCAGAAACAACGUAAUGGGAACGAUGAGGUUAGCUUGACAUUGAACAUCUCGGCUGACUUGCAGUCGGCAUUUACGUGGAACACAAAACAGGUAUUUGUCUUCCUAGCAGCUGAGUAUGAAACAACUCAAAAUUCUCUAAAUCAGAUCUCACUUUGGGACGCAAUCAUACCAUCUAAAGAACAUGCGAAGUUCUCUAUUCACACAACCAACAAGUACCGACUUACUGAUCAGGGAAGCAAUUUACGGGGCAAAGAAUUCAACUUGACUUUGCAUUGGCAUGUCAUGCCCAAGACCGGCAAGAUGUUUGCAGACAAGAUAGUCAUGACAGGAUAUCACCUGCCCGAGGAUUACAGAUAAUGCCUCUGAGCCACUAAUAGUGUGUUUUAGUGUUACUGUAGUCCUUUUACUCAGAGGGAUACAAAAGGAUGUCUUGGUUUUUGGUUUUUUGGUGAAGAGUCGAGACUUGCAAUUGAUUGGAUUUUCGUGGACAGACUUGUUUUUCCUAUAUGACAAUUCAAUGGAGAGAUCAAAGAACGAGUCAUGCAAUUUUUGAAACUGUGUGGUCAAUCAAUGUAGCAAAGAAUUUUAUGUCAA